UAUAAAUCUAUUUAAUAAUAUAAACGGGGAUUUAUUGUCUGGGUGUCUUUUUACAAACAAAUGACAAUUAGAUCUUUGGCUACGUUUAGCACAUUACGAGUUACGAUUUUAUAUCGGUAAUUUAGAAAUUAACGCGUUGUUUUCGACUGGAACUCGACAGUGUGACCAAACUUCACAAGUCGUAACAUGCUAGAAGUCUGGUAUUUUUGGUAUUAAGAAUUGCCAGUCACCGUGAUACGUUAACACGUCAACAGUGAAAUGACUUCUUUUGUCAACAAACAUGUCGCUUAUUAAAAAUCUAGUUAAAGAGACAGAAAACAAACCGCGAAAGAAGAAAAAGAAUGCGGGCUCCGACGACGACGAUGCUGGGGAGAAGGAUAAGCCAUUGGGGCCGUUCAUCAAGUCAGCCACCGAUCUACAAAGACUGAAGCUGGAGAAACUUAUGAAAAAUCCUGAAAAGCCAGUUAUUAUACCGGAGCAAAGGCGCGAGCGCGACUACAUGUCCUCCGUGCCCACAUUCGUGCGCAAUGUGAUGGGCAGCAGUGCGGGUGCCGGCUCCGGAGAGUUUCACGUAUAUCGCCACCUGCGGCGCAAGGAAUACGCGCGCCAGAAAAACAUACAAAACCAGAGCUUACGUGAGGCAGCCGACGAUGCCUAUCAACAGAAACUGGAUGAUAACAAACAGAAGGCCGAGGAGCGCACGGCCAAGAAGCGAGCAAAACGCCUGAAGAAAAAGCAGCGGGCCAAACGACCACGUGAACCCAAACCGAAGGAUGAUAAUAAGCAGCCAGAGAGUGAGUCCAGUGCAAGUGGCUCCGAGGAGGAUGAGCAGCCGAAUGAGGCGGCUGAGCAGGCAACAUCAGCUAAGAAGCCAGAGCUGAAGAAGUCAACUGCAGCUGGGAAGCCAGAGCAGGAGAGCUUGGAGGAUGCAAAUGCAGUUGAGAAACCGGAGGCGGAGCUUGCCGAGAUCAUGGAGGAGGCGGACAAAUCAUAUACCAAGGAAGCUGUAGUCACUGAACCUUCAACGAAAACCACAAAAUUUGCUGAUCCAAAUGCGCCUGCCACUUGACUUAAUUCACUUACUUUACAUGAUUACAAUAAAGAACAAAAAUAUAACUUAUGGUUUAUUAGUGAAA
This is a messenger RNA of Drosophila grimshawi, 1136 nucleotides long. RefSeq names its product PRKR-interacting protein 1 homolog. Gene Ontology annotation, biological process: negative regulation of protein kinase activity. Gene Ontology annotation, cellular component: nucleolus. The transcript has 2 exons. Bases 281 to 1069 code for a protein of 262 amino acids. Gene Ontology annotation, molecular function: double-stranded RNA binding; protein kinase inhibitor activity; protein kinase binding. Lineage: Eukaryota; Metazoa; Arthropoda; Insecta; Diptera; Drosophilidae. The record is from RefSeq and is a predicted model, not a curated record.